This is a messenger RNA of Canariomyces notabilis, 219 nucleotides long. Its product is annotated as nucleotide excision repair, TFIIH, subunit. Gene Ontology annotation, cellular component: transcription factor TFIIH core complex; transcription factor TFIIH holo complex. Bases 1 to 219 code for a protein of 72 amino acids. Lineage: Eukaryota; Fungi; Ascomycota; Sordariomycetes; Sordariales; Chaetomiaceae. Gene Ontology annotation, biological process: transcription initiation at RNA polymerase II promoter; nucleotide-excision repair, preincision complex assembly; nucleotide-excision repair. The transcript has 3 exons. The record is from RefSeq and is a predicted model, not a curated record.
AUGGUCAGGGCCAUUCGUGGCGUGCUCAUCGAGUGUGAGCCGGCCAUCAAGUCCAUCAUUGUCCAUCUUGACAGCGCCAACAACGACAUCAUCAUUGAAGACCUCGACGAGCAGCAUUUGGUUGUCAAGGAGAACAUGGUGCACGUGUUGAAGCAGAAGCUGGAGGACCGUCUAAAGGAAACAUACCGGCCCGAGGAGCCCUUAGCCGACAGCGAUUGA